Grammomys surdaster is the source of this 738-nucleotide messenger RNA. It is a transcript of the gene CUNH5orf46, whose product is annotated as chromosome unknown C5orf46 homolog. The record is from RefSeq and is a predicted model, not a curated record. NCBI's taxonomy places the organism in Eukaryota, Metazoa, Chordata, Mammalia, Rodentia, Muridae. The transcript has 4 exons. Bases 31 to 306 code for a protein of 91 amino acids.
UUAUCUGCACCAAUACCCAAGACAACAGGAAUGGCUGUCUCAGUUCUUCGCCUGAUGGUAAUCCUAGGACUGAGUGCCCUAAUCUUGACAUGCCAUGCAGAUGACAACCCAGAUGAGAAACCAGACAACAAGCCUGAUGACUCUAGUAAAAAUCCAGAGCCAGGAUUCCCCAAAUUCUUAAGCAUCCUGGGUUCUGAGAUCAUUGAGAAUGCAGUGGAUUUCAUCCUUCGCUCCAUGUCCAGGGGAUCAAGUUUUAUGGAAUUUGAAGGCGACCCUGGAGAACAACCUUCAAAAGUGACAUCUUAAGGGCACACCCAUUUGGCAGCCACACAAAGCAAGGACAACCAGAUCCUGAACAUCCAGUUUUGUUUCACAAGUCGUGCAGAGCCAAAGACCUUAAGGCAUCUUCCAGCAAGUCACUGGGAAUUGAGCCCCAGUUUCAUCCAAAUACAAUUCAUUUGGGCUCCUUGACUUUGCAUUCCUCUUUCUGAAGUAAAAAGUCAGAAAAUAAGUAUCCUCAUUGAGUUUUAAAAUUGUACACCUGGCUUCAUAGAGAUAUUUGCUGUUCCUAGAAAUUUUCCAUACUGUGCUUCAUUUUAUAAUGAGGGGAAAUGAGAUUACAUAUUACAUAUUCAUAUGUACAAAAGCUAGGUCAAGGCUUCUUCAUGUGUGCAAUAUAUAUAUAUAUAUAUAUGUUAACAGACUCUAAAAAAUAAAAUAACACAUUUAAAAUAAAAA